GCCCUGAAGAGCGCUCCUCCUUCCGGUGAAAGUCGUCUGAUUCCCAGACGGGAGUCUGCGGAGUUCGCAUACUCUGCUACCCAGCUUCCUUUGUGUGAGGGCUGUUGCGCACUUCCGGUGGAAGCGGUGAAGCGAGUGGGUGGAGUUUGCGGAGCCGGUGGGCGGUAGGCGGUGCUACGGGUAGCUGGGUGCUGUCCAAAGGCGACAGGGCGUCGUUAGGGGAGCGAGUCGUGACCGGUUGGGCCACACUCAACGUGGGACGAAGCUUCGCCUACUGUUUGACUACGUGCGUGCCGCCUCCCCUCGAUGUCGGCCCUCGAAAAGAGCAUGCACCUCGGCCGCCUUCCCUCUCGCCCACCUCUACCCGGCAGCGGGGGCAGUCAGAGCGGAGCCAAGAUGCGAAUGGGCCCUGGAAGAAAGCGGGACUUUUCCCCUGUUCCUUGGAGUCAGUAUUUUGAGUCCAUGGAAGAUGUAGAAGUAGAGAAUGAAACUGGCAAGGAUACUUUUCGAGUCUACAAGAGUGGUUCAGAGGGUCCAGUCCUGCUCCUUCUGCAUGGAGGAGGUCAUUCUGCCCUUUCUUGGGCUGUGUUCACGGCAGCGAUUAUUAGUAGAGUUCAGUGUAGGAUUGUAGCUUUGGAUCUGCGAAGUCAUGGUGAAACAAAAGUCAAGAAUCCUGAAGAUCUGUCUGCAGAAACAAUGGCAAAAGACGUUGGCAAUGUGGUUGAAGCCAUGUAUGGGGACCUUCCUCCUCCAAUUAUGUUGAUUGGACAUAGCAUGGGUGGUGCUAUUGCAGUCCACACAGCAUCAUCCAACCUGGUACCAAGCCUCUUGGGUCUGUGCAUGAUUGAUGUUGUAGAAGGUACAGCUAUGGAUGCACUUAAUAGCAUGCAGAAUUUCUUACGGGGUCGUCCUAAAACCUUCAAGUCUCUGGAGAAUGCUAUUGAAUGGAGUGUGAAGAGUGGCCAGAUUCGAAAUCUGGAGUCUGCCCGUGUCUCAAUGGUUGGCCAAGUCAAACAGUGUGAAGGAAUUACAAGUCCAGAAGGCUCAAAAUCUAUAGUGGAAGGAAUCAUAGAGGAAGAAGAAGAAGAUGAGGAAGGAAGUGAGUCUAUAAGCAAGAGGAAAAAGGAAGAUGACAUGGAGACCAAGAAAGACCAUCCAUACACCUGGAGAAUUGAACUGGCAAAAACAGAAAAAUACUGGGACGGCUGGUUCCGAGGCUUAUCCAAUCUCUUUCUUAGUUGUCCCAUUCCUAAAUUGCUGCUCUUGGCUGGUGUUGAUAGAUUGGAUAAAGAUCUGACCAUUGGCCAGAUGCAAGGGAAGUUCCAGAUGCAGGUCCUACCCCAGUGUGGCCAUGCAGUCCAUGAGGAUGCCCCUGACAAGGUAGCUGAAGCUGUUGCCACUUUCCUGAUCCGGCACAGGUUUGCAGAACCCAUCGGUGGAUUCCAGUGUGUGUUUCCUGGCUGUUAGUGACCUGCUGUCCACCUCUCCUCAACAUCGAGCUCUGUUGUAAAUACGUCGCACCAGAGGCCACUGUGAUGCCACUGUCUCCUCUCCAUCCCGCCCAGCCAUGUGACACUGGCUCCCUGUAGACGGGCACCCCGAGAUGUACCAACCUUUUCAUGUAUUCUGCCAAAAGCAUUGUUUUCCAGGGCCCUUGACCAACAUUGGCUUCCCCAGUCCAGGGCUCCCCUGCUCCUUUCCCUUCCCUGUACUGGGGUAGCUCCUGCCUGCUCUCCCUGCGUUGCCUAGGGUAAAGCCUCCAGAUUUGCCAUACUGAGCCCCUCUCUUCCUAGCAUCAGGAGAUACAUCUGAGUCCAAAUGUCUUCCCAGGCUCAGGGACCUCCAUCCCUUGAGAUUGUCUUGGCAUGGCCUAGCCCUGCCUUAUGGGAUGGACAAUGCAUGGGGUGGUCUUUAUUUUUCCCUUUCAAAUAAAACACUAGUCGGGUACCAUUUUAUCCCAGUCGUACUCUUCCAGGUUUGGAAGACCCAGAGAGGCCAAGAUCCCAUCCUUAGCCAUAGCGAGCGGUGGUGGUGGAUAGCAUCACAAGAAACCAGCCUGAAAAUCAGGUCCAGCCAGUCCAAGCACAUGGCCUCCCAUCUGGGAGAGCCCACUGUCCCACUCCCACAUGUCUGGGCACCUGCCCUGGGCUGAGGCCAGGCUGCUCCAGGGGCCUCCUGAGCCCUCACCUGCCACAGAGCAACCCAGGUUAAAUACAGCCCAUGCACAAAGCCACAGGCCAAAGCCUAUGGAAUUGUUUUUAAUCAUCAAAUUUAACCAUUUUCAUAACUGGUUCCUGGAGGUGUGCAGUGCCCCCUUGCCUCUUCAAACCUACAGCUUCUCUUUGCCAUUUGUGGAUUUCACAUCACUCCACACAGAAACAUUACAGCCUGGCAUCCCCAGUCUUUGCCUUCUUCCAGCUGCCUCGACACAGCACUGCGGCCUGUCCCUAUUGCCCAGGCACGCCAUUUCCAAGGGCAGGAAGGGGCAGUGUCCUGAAGCCCAUCUUUUCUGUGACUGUCUUAGGUGAUGUGUAGCCCCUCCACCUUUUCACUCAACAACCUCCCACCCCUGUCCUGCUGCAUGGUCCAGAAUCUGGGACCUACUUUGUUUUUUGUUAUUUAUGACCUUGUUUAAAGAAAAUAAAUAUCUCCCAACCUUUA
This is a messenger RNA of Pongo pygmaeus (Bornean orangutan), 2661 nucleotides long. It is a transcript of the gene PPME1, whose product is annotated as protein phosphatase methylesterase 1. Bases 307 to 1467 code for a protein of 386 amino acids. Gene Ontology annotation, biological process: protein demethylation. Gene Ontology annotation, molecular function: protein methylesterase activity. NCBI's taxonomy places the organism in Eukaryota, Metazoa, Chordata, Mammalia, Primates, Hominidae. The transcript is spliced from 14 exons. The record is from RefSeq and is a predicted model, not a curated record.